AUGCUCGUUAGCAGACGUAGCUCCGCUCAGAUCCAAAGGGAGAAGGACCGGCAAGUGCACGAGAGGCAGCAAAGUCAGCCAGACAACACUGCACACAGGACGUCAUUUGCGGACUUCCAGCUGACGCUGAUGAGCCAGCAGAGCCAAAGGCGCUCGGACAGUUUUGACCCACAGCAGACAACAUUGGUCAAGAUGACCCGGCCAUUCAUCCGACACGUUGACUAUUCAGAUGAGGGAGGUGAGGCGGAACAGGCUCCUCCACCCUCGGAACCAAGUGAAGGUUUUGGCAAUGGCAACGACAGCUCCGAGGGAGACGGACUACUCCCAGCCAAAGACGUGAGCAACUUCGGAGACGACACCACCGGGAACCAUGAGAUGAGGACAGGCAACGAAGAUACGAGCUACAAUGACGAAGAGGAGUUUACCGGUUUUGGAGAUACAUUUUGGGGGCUUAACGCAGACGUAGACAGCAAAUCUGUUUUAGGUGGUGACGGUGGGGAGCAAGGCAGUAACGCGCGGGCGCAAGUGCGUGAGUAG
Molecule: messenger RNA, 537 nt
Organism: Peniophora sp. CBMAI 1063
Lineage: Eukaryota; Fungi; Basidiomycota; Agaricomycetes; Russulales; Peniophoraceae
Source: the annotation of a GenBank genome assembly